UUGAUACUUUAGAUCUGGGCACUGCCAGUCUAAAUUGCAGGAGACGAUGUUUCUUCCUCUCCUUUCCUCCGUUCCUUCCCCACGAGCAAAGCUCCUCAUUCCAUUAGUGGUAUGGAUGGCACUUCAGCUCCUCGCGGCUGCUGUUACCGCUGCUGCCCCAGUGGCGUUGCCUGGCUGCCCGGAGGCCUGCGGCAGCGUCACCGUCCCCUACCCCUUCGGCUUCCGGAAAGGCUGCUUCCACGCAGGCUUCAACCUCACCUGCGACGAGACGCACCAUCCGCCGAAGCUGUUCCUGGGCGACGGCGUGGAGGUGGACGAGAUCUCCCUGGCCGGCGGCACGGUGCGUGUCCAGAGCAGGAUCUCGACCUUUUCGGGCUCUACUUACAGGAACCUAACCGCCCAAACAGCGGACAGAGGCAGCCCCCUCGCCGUGUCCACCGAGCACAACGUCUUCGCGGCCGUCGGCUGCAACUUCAUCGCAUAUCUCGCUGCCAAUCCGGGAGGUUCCGAGUACGUGAGCGCAUGCGCCGCGCUGUGUGACAACAGUUUCCCGGCACCCGAGGACACCUCAUGCUCCGGCAUCGGCUGCUGCCGGACGUCCAUCGCGCAAGGUUUGCCGGUGUACGGGGUGAAGUUCAAGGAUUUGGACCAGACAGAUGAUAGUCCGUAUACACGCAAUGUGUCGGGCGGCGCGUUCAUAGUCGACCGCGAGUGGUUCAACGGGGUUAACGUAGGCGCCCUACAGAAUAACACAUUCCAUCAGUUUGGUAGCUAUGUCUAUGGAUCUCAUGGGCAUCAACAGCAUAACACGACCAGUCCCAACGUGAUAACCAGCGUGCCGACCGUGCUGGAAUGGUGGCUGGAUUUGCAGAGCGAUCGUGACUUGCUCGUGUUGAAUCCCGGUUCUGGUUCUGCUUUGAGAUGCGUAAGCAUAAAAAGCUCCGCUGCUCCUCUUGAAUCGGACGACUCCAAAGUAAGGUGCAACUGCUCCAAUGGAUACGAAGGCAACCCUUACGUCACCAAUGGAUGCCAAGAUAUCGACGAGUGCCUACAGCCAGAUGUUUAUCAAUGCCUGCACGGAACCUGCAUCAAUAUGCCAGGGACAUACCGAUGCUCAGCAAAGAAAAGUAUCAUCAGCCUCCCAGGUUUAAUCACCGUAAUUGCAAUUAGUGCUGGUCUGGGCCUAUUGUUGUCACUUCUUGGUGUUUCCAAAAUCACCAAUAAACUCAAACAAAGAAGAGCUAAGAAGUUGAGACGAAAGUUCUUCAAGAAAAACCAUGGGCUGCUCCUGCAACAGAUAAUCUCUUCAAACAAAGAUGUAGCCGAAAGAACGAGAAUUUUCAGCUUGGAAGAGCUAGAUCAAGCAACCAACAAAUUUGACCAUAAUCACAUACUUGGUGGGGGUGGCCACGGCAUGGUGUAUAAAGGCAUUUUAUCUGAUCAACAUGUUGUGGCCAUCAAGAAGGCUAAAAUUGCCGUUCAAAGGGAAAUUGACCAGUUCAUAAAUGAGGUUGUCAUACUUUCACAAACCAACCACAGAAACGUGGUAAAGCUCUUUGGCUGCUGUCUCGAGACAGAAGUUCCUCUACUAGUUUAUGAGUUUGUAUCAAAUGGUACUCUCUCAUUUUAUCUCCAUGGCCAGGGAGAGAACCCUUUGUCAUGGAAAGACAGGUUAAGAAUCGCUUUGGAAACUGCAAGGGCUAUUGCAUAUCUACACUCUGCUGCUUCCAUAUCAGUAUACCAUAGAGAUACCAAAUGUGCAAACAUACUGCUUACUGAUACCUUAGCAGCAAAAGUAUCAGACUUUGGAGCUUCAAGGUCUAUCGCAAUAGAUGAGACUGGAAUACUUACAGCUGUCCAAGGAACCUAUGGUUACCUUGAUCCAGAAUACUACUACACUAGUCGGCUCACCGAGAAGAGUGAUGUUUACAGCUAUGGUGUCAUCCUAGCAGAGCUACUGACAAGGCUAACACCAGUUUUUUCUUCUCAUUCAUCAGAAGUUACAAGCCUAGCAUCACAUUUUGUAUCACUAAUAAGGGAAAAUCGCUUGUCAGAUAUUUUAGAUACGCAAAUUGUGGAUGAGGGAGGAGCUGAUGAUGCUGAGGCGGUUGCAAGACUCGCGGAAGCAUGCUUAAGUUUAAGAGGUGAAGAAAGGCUGACAAUGAGGCAAGUGGAGACAACACUUGAAGAUGUGCUGAACUCAAAGGUUAAUCUCAGUUCUCAGAUUACAAGGGUGAACCAGAAUGCUUCAAAUGAUCAUUCAUACAAGGGAACCAACGCUGGCGAAGGAACUAGAUUGUACAGCUUGGAAAAGGAGUUCAUCCAGUCAUCUGAAAUUCCAAGAUGAUUUUACUUACAUGGUGAAGUACCGGUGGUUAACGUUAUUAGUUUGUGUGUAUUUCCUGUGCUAAAAGGUCAUGUAGAACCAAAUAUGUUAAAGUAAAU
Messenger RNA from Lolium rigidum, 2445 nucleotides. RefSeq names its product wall-associated receptor kinase-like 8. Lineage: Eukaryota; Viridiplantae; Streptophyta; Magnoliopsida; Poales; Poaceae. The transcript has 4 exons. The record is from RefSeq and is a predicted model, not a curated record. Gene Ontology annotation, biological process: cell surface receptor signaling pathway; protein phosphorylation. Gene Ontology annotation, cellular component: plasma membrane. The coding region runs from base 47 to 2347 and encodes 766 amino acids. Gene Ontology annotation, molecular function: protein serine/threonine kinase activity; polysaccharide binding; calcium ion binding.